Messenger RNA from Trichoderma reesei QM6a, 2142 nucleotides. RefSeq lists its product as uncharacterized. Gene Ontology annotation, cellular component: nucleus. Lineage: Eukaryota; Fungi; Ascomycota; Sordariomycetes; Hypocreales; Hypocreaceae. The coding region runs from base 1 to 2142 and encodes 713 amino acids. The record is from RefSeq and is a predicted model, not a curated record. Gene Ontology annotation, molecular function: metal ion binding; RNA binding. Gene Ontology annotation, biological process: mRNA processing. The transcript has 5 exons.
AUGCUGUUCCCGGAAGAGGAUGCGCCGCUGCUAAAGACCUGGAUCGUCAAGCGCAUUGAGAACACAUCCGAUGCGGACUCCGAUGUGCUUGCCGACUAUGUCAUUGCUCUGCUGAAACACGAUGGCGACGCCGAGUCGGUGCGGAAGCUUUGCGAAGCUGAGAUUCCCGAUUUCCUGACUGAAGAUCCAAAGACCUUUCUAGACGACGUCUUCCAAGCGAUCGCGUACAAGUCCUAUCGGCCAGGUGCUCCCCCGCCUCCGAAGCCUGUUGCCAGUGGAAGUGCCAGUGCCAGUGCCGGUGCCAUUGGCGCUUCAGAUCCUCCUCUGGCUACGCCCUCGAGCACAUACACUGGUGCGACGCACCCGCCGUCACGAAAACGAGGGCUACACGACGAUGGUGGAUACGACAGCCACGCGACCCAUGGCAGACACCAUAAGCAGCCUCGCCGAGGUUCAGCCCAUGGGAGGGCAGAUGACUCGGCAAUGGGCGGCUACGUGUCUGUGGACUCCAUGCCCGGCAUGAAGCACUUUGACCCGAAGAGCGCCCUCGAGACCAUCAUGCAGAUGCAGGCCAUGGGCAUUCCGUACCCUGGCAUGGCCGAGUUCAUGGCCCAGAUGCCUGCGGCAGGUGGGAGAAACUCGCAACGGCGGAGAGGGCGCUGCCGUGAAUUUGAUACCAAGGGGUACUGCUCUCGCGGAAACCAGUGCAUGUAUGAUCAUGGAAACUCUGUCUAUGUUCCACCCGUGUUUUCCGGAGUCGAGGAGUACGAUCCCAGCAACGCUGUGAUUGGAAUGGGCGCAAACCCCUACUCGUUCCCCAUGGACAUGAUGGGCCGUGGUCGAGGUCGAGGCGGUCGUGGUGGACGCGGAGGCCGCGGCGGCAAGAAAGGGGGCGCGCGAGCUCCCUUCUCGGCAGAGGGUCCCGUCAACGAUCGUACCAAGAGCACCAUUGUUGUCGAGAACAUUCCCGAGGAGAACUUUGACGAAGACCAGGUCCGCGCCUUCUUUUCGCAAUUUGGCGACAUUGUCGAUGUUCAGAUGCAGCCGUACAAACAUCUGGCGAUUGUCAAGUACGACAAGUGGGCAUCGGCGAAUGCAGCAUACCGGUCGCCCAAGGUGAUAUUUGAUAACCGGUUCGUCAAGGUGUUUUGGUACAAGGAAGAGGGCGCCAAGGCAACCUCUUUGGCGGCAUCGGGGAGUGGAAAUGGCGUGCCACCUCACUUGAACCGCGAUGGAUCUGCCGCGCCGGGUGCAGAGCAUGAGGCUGAUAUCGACAUGGAAGAGUUUCAGAGGAGGCAAGAGGAAGCGCAAAAGCAGUACCAGGAGAAGGAAGCCAAGCGAAUAGAGCUAGAGAGACAGCGUCAGGAAUUGGAAAAGAAGCAGCAGGAGCUGCUGGCGAAGCACAGAGCCGAAAGCGAGAGACUCAAGGCAAGGUUAGCAGAGAAGAGUGGCGCGACGGGAGACGGCAAAGCCUCUGGAUCUUCCUCGUCGACGGAGAUGCUGCGUGCCCAGCUGGCCGCAUUGGAGCAGGAGGCCAAGAUUCUCGGCAUCGACCCCAACGCGACAGAGGACGGAAGCGGCUACAGCUCACGAGGCCGGGGAUACAGGGGUCGCGGCCGGGGAAGCGAUCGGGGAGGUUUCGCGCCUCGCGGCCGCGGCUCGUUUAGAGGCCAGGUGGGAAGACAUGCGGCCUAUGCACAGUAUUCACUGGAUAACCGGCCGAGGAAGCUGGCCGUCACCGGCGUUGACUUUACGCCUGCGGACAAGGAUGAGGCUCUUAGGCAUUUCCUCCUGAACCUGGGCGAAUUCGAGUCCGUGGAAACCACGCCUUCCGUUACGUACGUAUCGUUCCAAGAUCGCAAGACUGCCGAAAAGUUUUACUAUAGCCUGCAUGGAAAAGAACUGCCCGGCGUGAGCGGCACGCUGGACCUCGCUUGGGUCAAUACCCCGUUGCCGCCCGUCGGAUCCACCAAGAAGAACGAGGAGCCGGAGGAGGAUGGCGAUGCCAUGGCUGGGAUGAACGACAACAACGACGAUGACGGGGCUGCGGAUGCUGGCUCGCUGGGGGAGCACAUGCGGGAGCGGCAGGUUGACAUGGAUUAUGAUGUUGGCGAGGAGGAAGAGGGAGAAUGGGUUGAAUAA